Messenger RNA from Odobenus rosmarus divergens (Pacific walrus), 1271 nucleotides. RefSeq names its product platelet-activating factor acetylhydrolase 1b, catalytic subunit 2 (30kDa) (gene PAFAH1B2). The record is from RefSeq and is a predicted model, not a curated record. The transcript has 6 exons. NCBI's taxonomy places the organism in Eukaryota, Metazoa, Chordata, Mammalia, Carnivora, Odobenidae. Bases 145 to 834 code for a protein of 229 amino acids.
GAAGUGGGGGCGCUGCCGCUGGUGCUGGGGCCCGAGGAGGGACGCGCCGGAGCGGGGCCGCCGGGACUGAGCGAGCGACAGACGCGCCACCCGCCGACGCCGCAGCCGCUUGGGGCCCGCACGGACCCUCUGCCUGAGUAUAGAAUGAGCCAAGGGGAUUCAAACCCAGCAGCUAUUCCACAUGCAGCAGAAGAUAUUCAAGGAGAUGACAGAUGGAUGUCUCAGCACAACAGAUUUGUCCUGGACUGUAAAGACAAAGAGCCUGAUGUACUGUUUGUGGGGGAUUCCAUGGUGCAGUUAAUGCAGCAAUAUGAGAUAUGGCGAGAGCUUUUUUCCCCACUUCAUGCACUGAAUUUUGGAAUUGGGGGAGAUACAACAAGACAUGUUUUGUGGAGACUAAAGAAUGGAGAACUGGAGAAUAUUAAACCUAAGGUCAUUGUUGUCUGGGUAGGAACAAACAACCAUGAAAAUACGGCAGAAGAAGUAGCAGGUGGAAUCGAGGCCAUCGUCCAACUUAUUAACACAAGGCAGCCACAGGCCAAAAUCAUUGUAUUGGGUUUGUUACCUCGAGGUGAGAAGCCCAACCCGUUGAGGCAAAAGAAUGCCAAGGUGAACCAGCUCCUCAAGGUUUCCCUGCCGAAGCUCACCAACGUCCAGCUCCUGGACACAGACGGGGGCUUCGUGCACUCGGACGGUGCCAUCUCCUGCCACGACAUGUUUGAUUUUCUGCACCUCACGGGAGGGGGCUACGCCAAGAUCUGCAAACCCCUGCAUGAACUGAUCAUGCAGUUGUUGGAGGAGACCCCUGAGGAGAAACAAACCACCAUCGCCUGACUGGCUCCCAUCAGUGUUACUUGCACCCCAGCUUCCUCAGAUCAGUUAUAUCACUGGCACUACAGAAUCCUUCUCUUUCCUAAGGCACUUUGCAUUGUAGAAUGUUCCUGGAUGUUCAUAUCUAGUGUUUGAAGGGGAGGAGGGAUUUAAACUGGUCCUGUACAUAGAAGGUUGGUUUGACACAGGAGGCAAAUUAGCCAAGGAAGAUUGUUGUUUAAAUUCGUUUGAAACCAGAAGGGGACUUUUUAGUUGUACGUGUGACACACUCAUUGAAUUAUCACAGUUUUUCCUAGGACAACAUCGAGCCUAAGGACGGAACGAAAUGAAGAUUUUUUUUCAUGGCCUUUCUUUCUAUGGAUUAUGUCAUAUAGAGUAACGAUCAGGACCCACACCUACUUGGCUUUAAUACAGAUGUCUUUUCCAGUUUUUAAAGUUCA